AUGGACGUGCAGCUUAUUAACUGGGUACGACAGUUAUUGCCUUGCUUGUAUCUGGAAACUAACGUGACCCUUUUGCAUUCGUACACGCUCCUUGCAUUCUUACUUAAUUACCUACUCAUCUACCUACCAUUGCACCUACACACCUACGCUUUCACACAGACGCGCGUGGACGUACAGCUCAUUGACUGGGCCAGGCGGUCGUUACCACAGGAAUGCGUUGCAUUGGCAAGGCAAACGUUUAUGGAUCGGUUUGAUGAGUGUGUGCGAGGGGACGGCAAGAGCUCGUUGAAGGACAGCCCAGACAUCUUCGUUGCACUGAAGGAGAAGAUCGUAUCGGAUUCCAUGCAGAAGCAUGCGUGGCACCGGGAUGUGAGCGACAACCUCAGGGUUAUCCAGACCAAUUCAUUGGAGGAUGAUGAGAUCACUGACGCGGGUCAGUGGUACUUAGCUGUGGACUUCAUGCAGAACAAACUGCAGCGCGAAGCCACUGCCUUCAGCUCCAAGAUGCGCGAGUACUUUGGCCCUGGGUGGACGGAGCGCUGGUUCUACUGGACCUCGGGUACUUCUGAACAGGCAAUCCAUGCGAGCAUUGCCUCUGAACUCGGCGCUUUCUUUAAGCCUGAGCGAGACGGCGCCAUUCCCAAAGCGAAGUUACACCACGAUAGCAUCAUCACCGUCAGGAACAACAUCCUGCAGAACACGGGCGAACACGUGUCUGACGCACAGAUAAUUGAUGUGUACAACAAACUCUACACUGGAGAGUUCUUAAGCCGAAGCGUCCAGUCCGCCUCGUACUGCAAAAGUAAGUACUCGUCGAACUCGCGCGAUGCACCGAAUGGCCUGAAGUGCAAGGAUGUGGUUAUGUUCUGGCGAGUGCAGGAGAUGCUGCAUGUGACAGCCAAGACACUGAGGCAGCAGAUCAUGUACCACCAAGCCAAAUUAGAAGCCGAAGUUAAGCAGCAUCUCGAUGUUCUUUCCGAAAGCGAAGCGUCAAAGAAGGAACUGAUCUCUAGUGAACGUGUGGAAUUGGCACAGCAGAUAGAAGUCCGCAGACAUCUGUUACAAUCACUCGAUGGCUUCAUUCAGACCAUCUCUAUCAAGGCCAACGCGACAUAGGGGUAGAGACGCAGCAAAAUGCUUGCGUGGAUACACACGUACCACUGCAAUUUAGGUGCAUGCGUGCGUGUUGCAAGACGGUAAAUACUUAGUUAGAUAUACAUACACAUACUUAGCUUGAAGCCCGUGUGCAGGCAUCCUCUUCACAUGGUAUAAUGACACAAGUCAUAUCACUUGCAAUGACUUCACCUCGUAUCCAGAAGCCUGUGCGAAAGAUUUAGUGGACGACUCUAUCUUCCACCUACAACGACGAUACGCAGGGUUCUCCAAUACAAUACAGCUUCCAAUUUCUCGAGACCAAUUGUAUUCGUGCAGAAUGCUCGCUCUGUUAUGUAUGCCGUACUUGCCGUUUGUGAGACAUAGGUACGAAUUAUACCCUUACAGCAAUCAGCGACGCAGUAUGAGGCUACGAGUAGACUUCAUGGAGCCGGUAUUCGAUUUUCGGAGAUGCCAAAAACUCAAGCCCCAAUGCGAGUGUGCGUCGUGGAAGUUUGAUGCGCAGAUCGAUGCCUGCUUAAAAUUCGGAUGCAUUUCGGUGUUUGCUUGAAGGGGCCGCAGACAUUCGCCUUGAUGGAAUCGCCAAUCAGUUCAGUGUCUGGAGAAUGUAUAGGUUUACACUGGCUGUGCGAGAUAGCAACACGGAGGUCGCCGACGAAAUGUUCAAGCAUCUGCACGGGGUAGACACGGAGCAGGAUGAUGAAAUAUGUCUAUGGGCGUAUAUGAUUAGCGGUUUCGAAGUAAUAUACGGCCAGAAAGAAUUAAAUGUCCAC
Sphaeroforma arctica JP610 is the source of this 1886-nucleotide messenger RNA. RefSeq lists its product as hypothetical. The coding region runs from base 1 to 1116 and encodes 371 amino acids. The record is from RefSeq and is a predicted model, not a curated record. The transcript is spliced from 6 exons. Lineage: Eukaryota; Ichthyosporea; Ichthyophonida.